AAACGGUUCCCCAGCAACGAGAAAAAACAACUGGAAUCACCCCGUCAACAGCUCUGGGAGAACCAAGAGGUUCAAUAGACAUUUCCUUCCAAGAUGUCGAUUCCAUUCUCCAACACCCAGUACCGAAUUCCACAAGGAUUUGGAAAUCUUCUUGAAGGGCUGACAUGUGAGAUUCUGAGGGAGCAACCGGACAAUAUACCAGCUUUUGCAGCAGCAUAUUUUAAAAAUCUUCUAGAGAAAAGAGAGGAAACCAACUUUGAUCCAGCAGAAUGGGGGACUAAGGUUGAUGACCGCUUCUAUAACAACCAUGCAUUCAAGGAGCAAGAACCACCUGAGAAGGAAAACUCUCAGACAUCUGUGAAAGAAGAGAUGCCAGUCACAGCCUUAGAAUCUUCUGAAGAAGAUAAAGAAAAAGAGGAGAAAGCUGCCGUAAAAAUCCAAGCAGUCUUCCGGGGAUACUUAGCCAGAGAAGAGUUGAAGAAAAUGAAAAAAGGUAAUCUUCAAGAAGAGACAACACAGGAAAACAACUGAGGAGACUGAUUUUGCCCCCCAGAAACAUGAAAAAAUAAUCCAAAUCCAUCAACCUUGUUGUGAUUGUCGUUUUUUUUUUCUUAGUAAGGGAGAUUUGAUGUAGUGAAAUAACAUUUGUUGCUGUUGUGAAAAUCUGUCAUGAGCAUUUGUUUAAUAAACAUGCCAUUGAACACA
Pteropus alecto (black flying fox) is the source of this 705-nucleotide messenger RNA. RefSeq names its product sperm autoantigenic protein 17 (gene SPA17). Gene Ontology annotation, cellular component: membrane; sperm fibrous sheath; sperm principal piece. Gene Ontology annotation, molecular function: calmodulin binding. Gene Ontology annotation, biological process: binding of sperm to zona pellucida. Lineage: Eukaryota; Metazoa; Chordata; Mammalia; Chiroptera; Pteropodidae. Bases 94 to 531 code for a protein of 145 amino acids. The record is from RefSeq and is a predicted model, not a curated record. The transcript has 5 exons.